This is a messenger RNA of Symbiodinium sp. CCMP2592, 426 nucleotides long. The record is from the annotation of a GenBank genome assembly. Lineage: Eukaryota; Dinophyceae; Suessiales; Symbiodiniaceae.
AUGCGAGGGAUGAGGGCAUCCCUUCUUGCCCUUUUUGUGCUGGCGCCGAGCGGCGCGAGCCUGAAGAUGGACUUGACGGACAGCAACUUCAAGAAGUCCUUGGAGGGGAAAAACGCCUUCGUGUUCUUCCAGGCCCCUUGGUGUGGCCACUGCCGCAAGCUUCAACCGGAGUGGGACCAGAUGGCCAAAGUGUAUGCCGACACGCCCAACGUCAUCAUUGGGCAGGCGGACUGCUCUGGAAGCGGCCAGCAAUUCUGUGGGGAGAACGGCGUUCAGGGCUACCCAACCUUGAAGCUCUGGAAGGAUGGUCGCUUCUCGGACUACAACGGAGGCCGCGACUUCCAAAGCCUGAAGCGCGAGGUGGAGCGGAAGCUGGAUCCGCGUCCGGCAUGCAGCCUGGAGUCCAAGGAGGCCUGCACACCAGAG